UGUCAAUCUUGGUAAGUUUAUGCAGAUCUUCAUAAUAGGCCAGCUAACUAACUAUCUAGCUAAGGAACAGCACAACGUUAAUCACUACAUUAACAAAAUCGAUGUGUGUUAGUUUCGCUUACUGAGUACACUGUUGUUUUAAGACGAAAUGCUGAUCUAAAGGAUAAUGUACCCUAGCGCUAUUCAAAUACUGCAGAAACCUUGAGAUGAAGAUAACCCCUGGGUUGACAGAGAGCCCCCACUGGAGCGUAUGCUGUUGUUGAGCGCCUGUGGGAGCUGCUAGCAUGCCGUGCUGGCCUCCGCUCAGUAGGGGGCUCUGUAGCUGCUGAGAAACGAGCCAGAGAGAGGAGCCUGCGGAGGGGGCCCACGGGGCAGGGGAGGGGCCAGGCAUGGAAGACUUCACCACGCGAACCUACGGCACCAGCGGCAUGGACAACAGACCUCUGUUCGGAGAGACCUCCGCCAGGGACAGAAUCAUCAAUUUGGUUGUCGGCCUGCUGACGACACUACUUGUGCUGAUCACCGUUAUCAGCUCCUUUGUGGUCCCCCUGCCUCCCAAACCGCUAAACAUCUUCUUGGCAGUAUGUGUCCUGCUUCUGUGUGGGGCUGCCAUGGUGCUGAUCUUCUGGUACCGGCAGGGGGACCUGGAGCCCAAGUUCCGUAAGCUGAUCUACUACAUGCUGAGCUCCAUCGCCCUGCUGUGCAUCUGUGCCAACCUCUACUUCCACGACGUGGGCCGAGUCAAGCCCGCCUCUGCCUUAUGAACCUCGCCCCACGGAGUGCCCCACUGCACUCGGAUUGUUCCCGAACCCCCCCGCCACGGAAUCCCCUCCCCAAACAGGGAUUCUAGAAUGGGAUCUAGAGUUGGGGCCAACACAAAAAGGGCUCCAUGUGGGGUUUAGGAGGCCAGUUAGCCUUUUGGCAUUCAUUCUGAAAAGGACUUUUUUUUUUUAUACAUAUAAGAACACACUGUAUGUUAGCUAAUUAUGCAAAUGAAUGACAAACUGUAGCACUAUGGGACUGAUGCAGCUGCUUGUAGACAAAUGCCAGGUCCAACUGACAGCCACAAUACUCAGUUUAAAAGCCAUGUCCAUUAUGUCAGCAAACCUUUUUAUACAUUACAAAAAUGAACAUGUAUGCAAAUGUAAAUUCCAGACUGAGAUUAGUUUGCCAAUUCUCUUUUUUUUUUAUGAAGCUAAAUACAUUCCCCGAAUCAAAGCACUUGUGGGGAGGUGUAACACAGCCUCACACAGAAUGCCACUGAUUGUUUGACCACAACCACAUCACAAGUCUGACUAGAAGAGGCUUGGUGAUGAUUGUCUUGUCAGGCAUUGAAAAUGUCAUUUUCAUUUUUCAGCAAUAAAUGGAAAAGUGAAAACCUA
Molecule: messenger RNA, 1382 nt
Organism: Clupea harengus (Atlantic herring)
Lineage: Eukaryota; Metazoa; Chordata; Actinopteri; Clupeiformes; Clupeidae
Gene: tmem243b
Product: transmembrane protein 243, mitochondrial b
Source: RefSeq, a predicted model, not a curated record